Sphaeramia orbicularis (orbiculate cardinalfish) is the source of this 4718-nucleotide messenger RNA. It is a transcript of the gene aqr, whose product is annotated as aquarius intron-binding spliceosomal factor. Gene Ontology annotation, molecular function: helicase activity; mRNA binding. The transcript has 36 exons. Gene Ontology annotation, cellular component: catalytic step 2 spliceosome. Lineage: Eukaryota; Metazoa; Chordata; Actinopteri; Kurtiformes; Apogonidae. The record is from RefSeq and is a predicted model, not a curated record. Bases 116 to 4522 code for a protein of 1468 amino acids. Gene Ontology annotation, biological process: mRNA splicing, via spliceosome.
CAGGAAGUAGGUCGAAGACAGCGCGUUUUCCUUAUGUACAUGCUCAACCAGCCGGUACGACGAGAAAUUAUCUGAUGUUGAUAUAAAAAUAAAGGGAUAUUCGCUUCUGUUGGAGAUGUCCACCAUGGAAAAAGAAACCCCCGCUAAAAAAGCAGCAGCGCCUUCUGUGUCUCAGAUUAAUGCAGAAUAUGUGACACAGUUGGCAAAUAAAUAUUGGGCUCCCCAUGCACAGAAUAAACUCCCCUUUGACCCCAAGGUGAUGGAAGAUGUUUAUGAAAAAGAGAUUCUACAGUCUAAAUUUGCCAUCAGAAAAAUUAUGCUGCUUGAGUUCAGCCAGUAUCUGGAGAACUACCUGUGGGUGAAUUACGCUCCUGACGUGUCCAGCAAAGCUUUCCUCAUGUCUAUCUGUUGUAUCGUCAAUGAGAAAUUCAGAGAAAAUGUCCCGGCCUGGGAGGUGUUUAAGAAGGAGCCAAACCACUUCCCAUUCUUCUUCAAAUGUGUAAUGGAAGCUGUGCUGGAGGGUGAACAGGCUGGUCUUACACUGAAAGAACAAACUGUACUUCUGGUUUUCCUGGACCACUGCUUCAACAGCCUGGAGGUCGAUUUGAUCAGAGAGCAGGUGCAGCAGCUCAUCUCUCUGCCCAUGUGGAUGUGCCUCUUACCAUCGAGACUCCAACACGAGCUGAAGAAAGUUCCAAAGCUGCAGAAGUUCUGGAAUCUAAUCAAGAAGAAAUUUGAUAAGAUGGAUGCUGACGCAGCCGAACAGGCAAAAAAAGAAAGGGCCUUCCUCUCAGCUCUCAUUAAAAAGUUUCUCGGAGUUCUGAUGUCGAUUCCUGCGUCAGGGCCUGUAUCUAUGGACAAAGUGCAUUACUGUGAGAGAUUCAUUGAACUCAUGAUUGAUUUAGAGGCCCUGCUCCCGACCAGGCGUUGGUUCAAUACCGUCCUGGAUGACUCUCACCUGGUGGUCAGCUGCCACCUGUCCAGUCUCACCCACAGGGAGAAGGAGGGACACCUGUUCUGCCAGCUGCUGGACAUGCUGAAGUUCUACACGGGGUUUGAGAUCAAUGACCAGACAGGAAAUGCCCUGACGGAGAAAGAGAUGACCACCCUGCACUACGACAGAAUCACCUCUCUACAGAGAGCAGCCUUUGCUCAUUUCCCAGAGUUGCUCGACUUUGCUUUGUCCAACGUAGCAGCUGUAGACACCAGAGAAUCACUGACCAAACACUUCGGUCAUCUCAGUCCCAACACACUCCACCGGGUGGCCUCGUAUCUGUGUCUGCUACCCGAGCUGUCUGAAGGGCAGGACACCACCUAUGAGAAGGUGGUUCUCCUCGAGCUGCUGGUGUCACGUCACGAGCGCAGAAUCUCUCAGAUUGAGCAACUUAACCAGAUGCCCCUUUAUCCAACAGAGAAGAUAAUCUGGGAUGAGAACAUUGUUCCGACAGAGUACUACUCGGGCGAAGGCUGUCUAGCUCUUCCUAAACUCAACCUCCAGUUCCUGACCCUCCACGACUACCUUCUGAGGAACUUUAACCUCUUUCGUUUGGAGUCCACCUACGAAAUCAGGCAGGAUAUAGAAGAUGUGGUGUGGCGUAUGAAACCAUGGCAGUCAGAGUAUGGAGGAGCGGUGUUCGGAGGCUGGGCCAGGAUGGCUCAGACUAUCACCUCUUUCUCCAUAGUCGAAGUCGCCAAGCCUAACAUCGGAGAGAGCUGGCCUGCUCGUGUCCGCGCCGAUGUCACUAUUAACCUCAAUGUACAAGAUCACAUCAAGAACGAGUGGGAAGGGCUGCGGAAGCACGAUGUUUGCUUUCUGAUCACGGUGCGGCCCAACCUGCCCUACGGCACACGCUUCGACCGGCGACAGCCCUUUGUGGAGCAGACGGGGCUGGUGUACGUGAGGGGCUGCGAGGUGCAGGGCAUGCUGGAUGACAAGGGACGUGUCAUUGAGGAAGGCCCCGAACCGAAGCCGAAGCUGCGCGGAGACUCCAGAACUUUCCGUGUGUGGCUGGACCCGAACCAGUACCAGCAGGACAUGACGAGCAGCAUUCAGAGCGGCACCGAGGACCCGUACGAGACGUUCAACAUCAUCAUGAGACGCAAACCCAAGGAGAAUAAUUUCAAGGCGGUGUUGGAGACCAUCAGAAACCUGAUGAACACUGAGUGUGUCGUCCCAGAUUGGCUUCAUGACAUUAUCCUUGGUUAUGGAGACCCAGGCAGCGCCCACUACUCCAAAAUGCCUAAUCAGAUCUCCACACUGGAUUUCAACGACACCUUUCUCUCCCUGGAUCACCUGCGUUCAUGUUUCCCCGGUCACACCAUCAAUGUUACUGAGAAAAAUCCUGAACUGCAAGUCCCACCUUUCAGAAUCAAGUUUCCCAUCUCAGAUAAAACAGAAAAAGGGAAGAAGAGAAAGGCUGAUGAAGAGGCGGAAAACAAAGAAGAGGACAUGACUUUGAGUAUUGAACCCUAUGUCACCCCCAAUCGGGGGCCAUACCCUUACAACCAGCCCAAAAGGAAUACGAUUCAGUUCACACCCACGCAGAUUGAAGCAAUUCGAGCCGGGAUGCAGCCGGGACUCACCAUGGUCGUAGGCCCACCCGGUACUGGAAAGACAGAUGUCGCUGUCCAGAUCAUCUCCAACCUCUAUCACAACUUUCCUGAGCAGAGGACCCUCAUAGUCACACAUUCAAACCAGGCUCUGAACCAGCUGUUUGAAAAGAUCAUGGCCCUGGACAUUGACGAACGCCACCUCCUGCGUCUGGGCCACGGAGAGGAGGAGCUGGAGACUGAGAAGGACUUCAGCAGAUAUGGCAGGGUCAACUAUGUCUUGGCUAGAAGACUGGAGCUCCUCAGGGAGGUGGCCAGGUUACAGGAGAGCUUGGACGUCCCAGGAGAUGUAUCUUACACCUGUGAGACGGCAGGGCACUUCUACCUCUACCAGGUGAUAUCUCGCUGGGAACAGUACAUGAGCAAAGUGAAGCCCAAACAGGUCAAGAGGGUGGAGGUGGAGGCCGUCGCCGCUCAUUUCCCCUUCCACAAGUAUUUCUCCAACGCGCCCCAGCCGGUGUUCAAAGGCUGCACAUACGAAGAGGACAUGGACAUCGCAGAGGGCUGCUACCGCCACAUCAAGAAAAUCUUUACCCAGCUGGAGGAGUUUAGAGCCUUUGAGUUGCUAAGGAGUGGACUGGACCGAUCCAAGUAUCUGCUGGUGAAGGAGGCUAAAAUCAUCGCUAUGACUUGUACACACGCUGCACUCAAACGUCAUGACCUGGUGGAGCUCGGAUUUAAGUACGACAACAUCCUGAUGGAAGAAGCUGCCCAGAUUCUGGAGAUUGAGACCUUCAUCCCUCUGCUAUUACAGAAUCCAGAAGACGGCUACAGCAGACUGAAGAGGUGGAUCAUGAUUGGAGACCACCACCAGUUGCCCCCUGUCAUCAAGAACAUGGCCUUUCAGAAGUACUCCAACAUGGAGCAGUCCCUCUUCACCCGGUUUGUGCGUCUCGGGGUGCCCACCAUUGAUCUGGAUGCGCAGGGUCGUGCACGUGCCAGCCUCUGUAACUUGUACAACUGGCGUUACAAACACCUGGGGAACCUGCCCCAUGUGCAGCAGCUGCCCGAGUUCCAGGUGCCAAACCCCGGCCUGACCUUUGACUUCCAGCUCAUUAAUGUGGAAGACUUCGAUGGUGUUGGAGAGUCUGAGCCAAACCCUUACUUCUACCAGAACUUGGCAGAGGCGGAGUAUUCAGUGGCUCUGUACAUGUACAUGCGUCUUCUGGGCUACCCCGCUGACCGCAUCAGCAUUCUCACCACCUACAACGGACAAAAACACCUGAUCAGAGAUGUCAUCAACCAACGAUGUGCUGGAAACCCCUUCUUCGGGCAGCCCAAUAAGGUGACCACAGUGGACAGGUUCCAGGGUCAGCAGAACGACUACAUCAUCCUGUCAUUGGUGCGCACCAAAGCCGUGGGACACCUAAGGGAUGUGAGGCGUCUGGUGGUGGCCAUGUCCAGAGCCAGGCUGGGUCUGUACAUCUUUGCCCGGGUGUCUCUGUUCCAGAACUGCUUUGAGCUGACUCCUGUUUUCAACCAGCUCACUGCCAGGCCACUUCAGCUCCAUAUCAGACCACAUGAAUACUACAGCCAGGAACAGCCUAGAGAUGCUUCUGCACAGCCAGACCAAAUAGUGAAGAACAUGCCAGAGAUGGCCAACCUGGUGUAUAAUAUGUACAUGCACAUGAUCCAGACCUCGCAGAAGUACAGACAGCAGCGGCAGCAGAACCUGGCUCUGCCGCCGCAACAAACCAAGACAGAUGCAGAGGAGCAGCAAACACCAGCCAGAUCUGAGGAACAGCAGGACCAAACCCCCAUGGAGCAGGAAACCCCCGGGGAAGUGGACUCCAAGCCAAAGUCUGAGGACACCGCUGACUUGGAUCCAGCGGGCCACGCCAAGAUGCCAGAGCACCCCGGCAGAGACAGCGACAGUGACGGAGAGGACAGCGGAGGGGAACAGGAGCAGUAGAGCAGCCUCAUCUGGGACCAGAGUCUAAUGAACAGGGGCCAAGUGGACCGCCCCUGAAGUAAAGAUGAGUGUAGAGUCACUGGUUCUGGAUGGGCUUUUGUAACAUGAAUCCGUCACAGCAAUGUCUGAUGUUUUUCUAGAACAUUUAAUUUUGUUACUAUCAGUACUUUUUCAAUAAAAAAGAUGAACUUUUUCA